Molecule: messenger RNA, 1080 nt
Organism: Mytilus californianus (California mussel)
Lineage: Eukaryota; Metazoa; Mollusca; Bivalvia; Mytilida; Mytilidae
Exons: 2
Coding region: 1-1080 (359 amino acids)
Source: RefSeq, a predicted model, not a curated record
AUGCAUGUCACGAUAGGAAAUAUAACAGUACCUAGAGGUAGUGGGAGAUUGCCAAUAACUCGCCUAAAAGGGGCAUCGAAUUCCAUGGCUUUGAAAAGAUCGAUUUUACAGGUAUGCAAUGAAGAUAAAAUGUGUCUGGCAACGGCUAUUGGUAGAUGUUUUUUAAAACUCUGUAAAAUUGUACCAUUAGAAAAAUGGAGGGAAACAACAAAAAACGACGAAGACAUGAACACUUGUCAAAAAGUCAUAAAACACGGAAUGACGACUAAAAGUUAUUUCAAAAACGUGAGUGCAUCUGCUCUAAAGAAUACAAGUUACAGUAAAACAAUGGCGAUAACAUUAUGCAAAGAAGCCAAUCUUUCAACAGACGAAGCUUUAAGUAUAAGAGAUAUCGAAAAUUUUGAAAAUGUAUUAGACGUUAAUAUUUUGGUACUUUCUGCAAGAUUGGGCAACAAGUUUUGUCGAGUCAGUACCAAAGCACAGCGUAAAAAUAUUUACUUGUAUCUGAUAGAAAAUGCCGAUGGAACGGGCCAUUUUCAAGGUAUAGGAAGUAUAAAUGGUUUUUUUGGCUAUGGGUAUUUUUGCGAAUCUUGCUUAAAACCUUACAAAAAUAAAGGAAAACACUCUUGCGUUGACACAUGUGCCGUAUGUGGUAGCCUUUCGUGUCGCGUUAGUAAUCAUCCUGUUAUUUGCUCCCAAUGCAACCAAACAUGUCGCAGCCAGGACUGUUAUGACAGACACAAUACCAAAACGUCUAGAAGGGACAAUGAAAAUAGCAAAACGAUGUGCGAAAGAUUUUACCAGUGUAAAAACUGUCGUAAGAUUCGGUGUCGACAGAAACGCUCACCUGAACAACAUACAUGCGGUGAGUGGCGGUGUAAAAAUUGUUUCGAAUAUCACAUAGGUACACAUUGGUGUUAUCAACGUAAGACAUUAAAAGAUACGACGAAGAAAGAACCGAGAAAAUACUUUUUUUACGAUUUCGAAACAACCCAAAACGAAAAGAUGUCGUGCGAAGAAGGCUGGUUACUACUAGAGAAUCAGUCUGACUUUAACAGUGCUUGUUCCAAAAUGGCAUAA